Molecule: messenger RNA, 2563 nt
Organism: Epinephelus lanceolatus (giant grouper)
Lineage: Eukaryota; Metazoa; Chordata; Actinopteri; Perciformes; Serranidae
Gene: c1galt1c1
Product: C1GALT1-specific chaperone 1
Molecular function (GO): N-acetylgalactosaminide beta-1,3-galactosyltransferase activity
Source: RefSeq, a predicted model, not a curated record
CUCUGUUGAGUGUUAAACUGUGAACAUGCACCUACCUGACGCAAGUUGUUAAUUAACUCUCCUCACCAAACAGGAAAGAGGGAGCUGAAAGACGAGCCAACACAGGAGCACCACCGAGCACGGCAGCAUUUCCUUAGCGAGUGUCCUCUGCCAAGAUGUUGUCCGAAGGAGGCUCUUUCAUGAAGGGGAUGGUCAUGGGAGGCCUCUUCUGCUUGGUGCUGUCGCUCCUGGGUAGUUUCAGCCCCGGCAUGGAGUCCAGGACAGACGACCAUCAUCACCAUCACGUCAAGGCUCCAAGUAAAGACGAGCUGACACGCCUUUCUGACAGUCACAUGCAGGAGUUGAGCAAUCAAGUCCGGGUGUCUUGCAUCAUCAUGGUCCAGCCCAAGAUCCUUGUUUACUGGGCCACUGCGGUGGACACCUGGAGCAAACACUGUGAUAAGGCUGUGUUUUACACCUCUGAGUCAUCUAAGGCACUUGAGGCAGUGGACCUGAAUGAAAAAGAUGACUGGGCGAGGUUACGUAAAGCCUUGAAGCACGCUUAUGAGAACGCCGGAGACCUGCGCUGGUUCUUUGUGGCACAAGCUACCACGUUUGCCAUCAUCGAGAACCUCAAGUACCUGGUGCUCGCAAAGGAUCCCAGUGAGCCCUUCUACCUGGGCAACGCUAUGAAGUCAGGGGAGCUUGAGUAUGUGUCGUAUGAUAGUGGCAUUGUUCUCAGCUACGAAGCGCUGAAAAGGUUAGUGCGUGUGUUCGAGGACGAAGACAAAUGUCCAGAAAGAGGGCGUGCCCUGUGGAAGCUGAGCGAGGACAAGCAGCUGGCCGUGUGUCUCAAAUAUACAGGUGUCUUCGCAGAAAACGGUGAGGACACACACGGAAAGGGCCUGUUCAACAGCAAGAGUGUGAACACCCUGAUAACGGACAGCAUGAAGGAUAACCCCACUAAUGUAGUGGAGGGCUGCUGCUCCGAUAUGGCAGUCACAUUCAACGGGAUGUCACCGAAUCAAAUGCAGGUUAUGAUGUUUGGAGUUUACAGACUUCGUCCUUAUGGCCACGACUUUCAUGACUCAUUAGUAUUUAACCCUCCUGAAGGCUCAGAUAAUGACUAGAGACUCAUUCCUUCAAGAUGCACGUGGCAUUUUAAAUGUUUUGCUUCUAUGAUGGCAAACCUAACUGUGGGGAGAUGGUUUUCUAAUUCUGUUUCUUAAACUGGAUCCUGGGUGGGAGUAACACUUGUUUGUAUAUUUGUACCUUUUGCACAUGGCACAAUCAGCACCCCAUUGUGGUGUAGGUAAACAGUCUAUGGGUGUGCCGUCCUUUUGAAUGAAGGUAGAGUUUGGACGUAUGUCAAACUCGUGACAUGGGACUAGAUUAUCUGGAAGUUUUGGUUAUUGUUAUCUUAGAUGUUUGUCUUUCUGUGGUCUUAAAGCUGCAUUAGAGUCAUCAGAUGAUGACUAUUUUCUGAAAAGUUUCUGAAAUGAUUUAAUUGUUCAAAGUGCUUCUCCAUCUCAACCACAUUAUUAAUCUCAUUUCUCUGGUUUUGAAACCUCUGAGAAUAGAGAGAGCUCAUCACCCAGCUGAUUUAAAGAUUGUGUGAAAGCACCAGUAAUCAAGGGUCAGCUUAGGCUCGGCUCUAAGUCGAGUGAAGAAUACGAAGAAUUCGUCAAUACAGCUAAAUGGAAAUUACUGUACCUCAAUGCUGACAUCCAGGUAAAGUGUAUUUCUGUUACCACACAUUAAAAAAAGACCAAAAGAAACUUCCACUGAUAUUUUAAAAACACGGCUCCUUCAAAAUAAAAAGUGACUUUUGGAUAAUAACAUUAAUUUCUGAUUAAAUAUAAAGUAGUUUUCUAGUGUUGAUCUACAGACAACUGUUUAAAGUUUAGUGUGUAGGAUUUAGAGGUGUCUGUUGGCAGAAAUGGAAUAUAAUAUUCAUAAUCAUGUUCCCAUUAGUUUAUAUUCACCUCAAACUAAAUCAUGGUUUCAUUACCCUAAAAUGAAUCGUUUACAUUAACUGACAUGAACAGACAAACCUAACACUGGCUCUAGAGAGGGCCAUUUUCAUUUUUGUGUCAGCCACUGUAGUUCUCCUACACACUUGGCACACGGGAGAAAUUUCAGUUCUGCAACCUUUCCAUUUGAUGUUGUUUAAUGCUUCACACCAGACCUUAAAGUAAGACCCAAAAAUCAGUGGAAAUGUCAUCGUUCCACUUAUUUUAAAAAAAAAAAAAACUCUGGAAAAAAAAGUGACUUUUGGAUAACAAAAUAAAAUUAAUUUAAUGCAGUUCUGUGGCGUUGACUGAUCCAACAAUGACUGUUUAAAAGGUGAGAAUGAGCACUGGCUCCAGGUGUAUAAGUUGUCAAGAAUACUGUGAAUGAUUUUUGAUAAAUGGAAAUAUUUUUUACAGUUAAGACUGCUUUGUUAGGCUGAACAAAUUCCAUAUAAUGUUGUGAAUGUACUCCUUCCCUCUUUUUAUGUUCUGCCGUGACCACCGUGUUGUUUUAUCUUAAUGUUUUUCUGCUGUCAGAUAAGAAAAGAAUAAAAUAUUACAGCUGUCAUUGA